GCAACAACAACUUUUUUCAUCAUUAACGUAUGAAAAUCAAUUAAUAUUAAAUAAAUCAUCAUCAUUAACAACAUUAAAAACAUCAAAAUCAACUGAAACAAUAAUCGAUGAAUAUUUACGAAGGAAACAAAUUGAACCAUUGGAAAUUAUUGGUGAAGGUGGAUUUUCAACCGUUUACAAAGUUCGUUACUUGAAUCAAAAUAAUAAUAAUGGUCAUAUUUAUGCGGCAAAAGUAAUGAAUUUAAAUGAAACAAAUAGAAUUUGGGUAACAAAAUGUUUAAAACAUGAAAUGUUUAUAUCAAAAUUAUUACAACAUCCAAAUAUUGUUCGUACAUAUGAUUAUUUUAAAACAAAUACCUAUGCUGUUAUUAUAAUGGAAUAUUAUUCUAAUGGUAGUAUACGUUUAGAAAUGGAUCGACAAAAUCAUCCAUAUGAUACGGGUGAAGCUGGCCGUUUAUUUACCGGUUUGAUUACCGGUUUACAAUAUAUGCAUAGUAAAAAUAUUGCACAUCGUGAUUUAAAAUUGGAUAAUUUUUUCCUUGAUAAUAAUCGUCAACCAUUGAUUGGUGAUUUUGGUUUUGCUGCUAUAGGUAUUAAACAAGGUCGGUUAAUUAUUGAACAUUUAAUAAGGCAAACUAGAUGUGGUUCAGAUGGUUAUAUGGCACCAGAAAUAGCAAAAAUUACUAAAAUUAAUGAUGAUGAACAACAACAACAACAACAAUUUCAAUAUAAUGCAAAAAAAGCUGAUGUAUAUUCAAUGGGUGUAUGUCUUUAUGAAAUGUUACAUCAAAAAUUACCUAAUAUUGAUAUGACAACAACAACAAACAGUAAUACAUCAUUGAAAUCAUCAUCAUUAAAAUCAUUAUCAUUUGCAACAAAUAUUAAUGAACGAUGGCAAAAUUUAAUCAAAUCAAUGUUAAAUCAAGAACCAAAUGAAAGGCCAACAGUUGAAAUGAUUUCAUAUCAAAUUUCAACACCAUUAUUUCGUAUAAUGACAAUGGUACAAAGUACAAUAAUUAAAAAAAGAAGUGAUACUAAUAUUAAUAAUGAUAAUAAUCAAAACAACAACAACAACAACAAAACAUCCAAUCAACAACAACAACCUAAACAACAACAACAAAAAUCAAAUCAACAACAACAAGCGAAACAACAACAACAACCAAAACCAAAAAAACAACAAAAACAUUCAAUGGAUAAAAAAAGAGCCAUUUAAAAUUUGAUGGUGAUAUAUUUGACAAAACACAUUUGAAUUAAAAAAAUGAUGAGCAUCCUUACAACCA
Molecule: messenger RNA, 1280 nt
Organism: Dermatophagoides pteronyssinus (European house dust mite)
Lineage: Eukaryota; Metazoa; Arthropoda; Arachnida; Sarcoptiformes; Pyroglyphidae
Product: testis-specific serine/threonine-protein kinase 4-like
Biological process (GO): regulation of autophagy; peptidyl-serine phosphorylation
Cellular component (GO): cytoplasm
Molecular function (GO): ATP binding; protein serine/threonine kinase activity
Source: RefSeq, a predicted model, not a curated record